AAUAAAUAUAAUUUAUAUAAAUAAUAUUAUUAUAAUCAUAUAUAAAUAUAUAUAUUUUUUUUUUUAAAAUCAUAAUUAAAUAACUCUUUUAUAUUUUUAUAAAAUAUUUUAAUAAAACAAACAAAAUGAGCAUUAAUUGGUUAACCCAUCCAUGGGAAGAAUUAAGUAAUCUUAGACAUUCAAUUGACGAAACUUUAAGAAAUUGGACCGAUUCUGCUCCAUCAGCUGCCUCAUCAAUGGAUUGGGGUUGGAAGCCAAGAAUGGAUGUUUGCGAAAACAAAGGCUAUUAUAAAGUAAUUUUAGAAUUACCAAAUUUCCGUCGUGAAGAUUUGGAUGUACAAGUAAAUGGUCGUUUCUUAUCAAUUAAGGGUCAAAGAAUGGAUCAUUCAUCAGAUGAAUGGAAAUUCCAUCGUCGUGAACGUUAUAGUGGCGGUGAAUUUCAUAGAGCAGUCGCUUUACCAGAAGGAAUUGAUGCAUCAUCAAUUCAAGCUAAAUUCCAAAAUGGUGUUUUGGUUUUAUUAAUUCCAAAGACUGGUGGUAAAAAUACUCAACAUAUUUCACUUAUGGGUAGUGAAGAACAUAGUAGCAGAAGAAAUAUUAUCGAAAUGGAAGAACAAGAAAGAAGAAGAAGAAUGGAAGAAAAUGAUCCAAUGUUAUCACGUUCAAGUUGGAUUGCUGGCCGUGGUGUUCGUGAUGAUGUAUUCAGUAAUCGUAAGGUCUCACGUUUCGAAGAUGCUUCCUUCCGUAAAUCAAGUAUUCAAGAUUUGAAACUUGUUAAAUCAUUAGAACAAAAAGAACGUGAACGUAGAAUUAAAGAUGUUAAAGGUGAAAAUGAAAAGAAGAAGAAUGCUCAAAAAGUUUCUCGUUACAUGAAAUCACUUGGUAUGAACCCAAGAUCAACUUUAAGAAGAGGUGGUAAACAACUUGAAAAGAUUAUUCACUUAGAAGAAAAAGAACGUCAAGCUCGUAUCAAAGAUAAAGGUAGACAAAGACAACAUCAAGCUCUUGCAAAGAGAACAAGUAAUCUUAUCAAAAGCAGUGGUGGUCAAUCAAAACUUCGUCAUACUGGUUUCAACUAUGCUACAAUUACUAAAGGCUAUAACAAUAACAAUAAUUACAAGAGAGAUCUCAUCUUUGAUCGUUUCGGUCGUGAAAACAACUCUUUUGGUAGCUUCAACUUAAAUAAAUUCAACAAAUUCGGUAAUGGUGGUAUGAGUUUCAGUAAAUUCGGUAAUCACCCAUUCAAUGAAUUUACCCACAACUUAGAAGAAAAAGAACGUGAAAGAAGAUUAAGAGAUAAGAAAGGUCAAAACGAUGCUAAAAGAUUAGCAGCUCGUAUCUCCCACAUGAUUGGAAAUGCUAAUUUUUAAUUAACUAAUUAAAAAGUUUUAGGUUAGCUUUAUUUAAUCUAAUAUACAUAUAAAAAUUAAUAAAGUUUUAAUUAUAUAUUUAUGUUUUUAAAUU
Dictyostelium purpureum is the source of this 1464-nucleotide messenger RNA. RefSeq lists its product as uncharacterized. The record is from RefSeq and is a predicted model, not a curated record. Gene Ontology annotation, biological process: response to hydrogen peroxide; protein complex oligomerization; response to salt stress. The transcript has 2 exons. Lineage: Eukaryota; Evosea; Eumycetozoa; Dictyosteliales; Dictyosteliaceae. The coding region runs from base 126 to 1370 and encodes 414 amino acids.